This is a messenger RNA of Mercurialis annua (annual mercury), 2120 nucleotides long. RefSeq lists its product as uncharacterized. NCBI's taxonomy places the organism in Eukaryota, Viridiplantae, Streptophyta, Magnoliopsida, Malpighiales, Euphorbiaceae. The record is from RefSeq and is a predicted model, not a curated record. The coding region runs from base 1012 to 2004 and encodes 330 amino acids. The transcript is spliced from 3 exons.
AUUAUGCUAAAAUUGAAAGAUACUAAAAAAAUCAGGAUCACAUUGGCAACUGGGUCUUUUUCAGAAAUUAAUUGCAAAACUAUAGGGGUUUGGUUUUUAUUUCUUGUACGAUUCGGGUCAUCCGACCCCAAUUGACCCAAAUUAUCUUAAAUCCAUUUUGCUUUUACCUGCCUGCUUCUCAAAUUCAAAUCCAAAAAAAUCAAAGAACGCUCUCACAGAGAAAUAGAAAGAAAUUGUAAAAACUGGUGAGAAACGAAUCGAAAGCUAAUUUAUGUUCAUUGUGGUGUUUAUUUUAGUCUUUUUAAGCCGUUUUAUGAUUUUAGGGGUUUAGAUUGCAUUUUAGUGCUUAGGUUUAAGGGAUUUUAAGUUGAUUACUUAUUUUAAUAAUGUUCUUGUAAUGUUCUUUAAAUUACUUCUGAUAUUAUUAGUUAUGAAUAGGAUUACAAAAAGAUAAUUUUGUCUGCACGGGUUUGGUCUAGUGAUCUAAGAUUUAUCUGUCUAGGUUCCAUGGUCGCGGGUUCAACCCCUGGCCACGCCCUUUACCUAGAAUUGCAGGGUAUGCGGGUUUGACAGCAAUUUUGGACUUCGAUUCGGGAGAGAGUUCUUGUCACUUGAAAAGAAAAAGACAAUCUUUGAUUUCCUUGGUUAAAGGUUAUGUGCAUUUUUGAAUUAAGUUUCCCAAUUUCAGUGAAGUAUAAUUGGUAUUAUAUGUAUAUGACAGAUUGAUGAACUUGUUACACAAGCAUUUGAUUUGAAGUCCACAAACAAAGAAGGAAAAAGAGAAAUUGAAUCAUUCUGUCAAUUCUUGUCUGAUAUGCUUUCAUCUUUAAGGGUAGUUCAGUUCAUCCAUGGGCUCCCAGAUUACAAAGGGCACUCUCUAAUAAGAGCCGGUCUUCCGAGACUGAGAAUCAGUUUGGGGAUAAGUGUUUGGCAGAUCAUAAUGCUGUUUCUGCUGUAAAUGAAGAUGAAAAGUUUGAGGUUCAAAGUCCGGAAGAAACUGGGAGGAUUUCGAUGAUUUCUCCAUCUCCACUUGUCUCCUGGAAAGCUGGCUGCAAUAUUGACAGAGGCAGGCAACUCUUUUUGCUUACUCCUCUUCCUAUGUCAAAAACAUUCUCUGUAAAACGCACGGACUUGUCCGAAUCACUGCUCGAAGGGACUUCGAAUCACCCUGUUGUUGAAUUACAAUUUUUUCCAUCGUUGUCGGAAGAUGUAAAUGAUGAUUUAGUUCAAGAUGUAACUACAAAAUUGGUUCAGAUCAAGCCUUCGGUUGUGACUGAAGCAAAAAGCACUCCAGAUUCUCCUGCCUUUACUAUGAAAGAUCACUCUAUGCUUGUCAUGACUCCUUGCUUGAAAAUGUCCCCUCCAAGAUCGUGUGUUUUGCUUGAACCAUUUUCCGAGUCUACUCAUGAAGGCAAAUCCAUGUUUCAAAAGGCUACUCCUUUCCCAAUUGGAAUGCUUUCAAAGAUAUCUGAAUCCUCUUCAGACGGUGAAUCUGAGGAUCUGGCUUUGAAGUAUCCAGAGCUUUUGGGGUUACAACAGGCCUGUAAAUCCAAGGCAGGAAAACAGGACUUAGAAGCAUCCCCUGACUGGAUUUUUUCACCUCCUAAAACGUGUAUUCUGAUGGAGCCACCCGAUGGAAAAUCAUCAGUUGUUGCUACUAUUGACUCCCACUUGCCAGUCAAUGCUCCUGAUUUGAAUCAGCAAACAAACUCAAGUUCAUCAAAUGAGGAUAAUCAUCAAGGUCGACUUAUCGCUGACAGGUUCAUAUCAGUCGGAAACACCCUAAUGUGGAAAGAAUCUGAAAGUACAAUGCAGAUAGGAAAGCUUGCCGGUGAGAAUACUCUAAGAAAGGAGCUAUGGACGAGAUUUGAUGCCGCUACUAGUUAUGGGGCUCGUCUAAACGUCGCUGCAUUACAAAAGACCGCACAGAAAGGGUUUCUCGACAUGCUCGAUGAAGUUUCUUGUGAUGGGGAAGAAAAUUCUGUGGAUGAUAAUUUGAGAUGACAAACACUAACUCUGCUGUAUGGCAUUUGCCUUUAUGAGCAUCUUGUAUUACUUAUUCAUAUCAGCAUUUGUAUUUUGCAUUGUUCAUAAAGUAAUGUUCUGGAUGAAAGUUUCUA